AUGACGAUAGAUGAGUCAUUCAUCCUAGUUGCUCUUCAAAACGGGCAUUACACCGGUUUCUCGCCAUCCUACCGAAUAGCAGAAAGUCAAUGGUAUGGUCCCCCUUUGUCAUCGUCACAUAACAACAAAAUAGUGUAUACUUCGAAACUGUUCUGGGAUUUUGCCCUUUCUAUUGUCACACGAGCACAGCCAAUGCGUGCCUGUCGUAUUCAUCGUAAGCGGUUCUUACGACAGGAAAUCAGCAAGUAUAGAAAUCCAGGAGCAGCGAAAACGAGACGGACAUGUCCUGAACGGCUGACUGACAAUGACACUACUGAUCGUGCAACGACGAAAUUUCUGGAUGAGUCAGGCCAUUAUGAGAAGAGCAUCCGUACGGAGGAGAACCCAGACGCCGACAAUUAA
Messenger RNA from Haemonchus placei, 402 nucleotides. The record is from the annotation of a GenBank genome assembly. Lineage: Eukaryota; Metazoa; Nematoda; Chromadorea; Rhabditida; Trichostrongylidae.